GUAGUUGUAGACUGACGGUGUGAACAGUACAGUUCUGUAUCACAAACAUGAAUUGUAAUCACUGUGUUUUCUAUGCCGUUGGAUUACUUGCAGCAUUUGCAUACGAUAAAAUAUCUCUCAACAAAAUCGCAACCCAAUCACAUUACCCUCCAAGUGGCACGGGUUACGAGGCUAGUAAAGCACUUGAUGGAAACACAGAGACGUGCAUGCGGACAAAUACCAUAGGAGACAACUCCCCAGACAAAACCGUUUGGUGGAAAGUAGAUCUUGGUGGAGUUUAUAGCAUUUACAGCAUCAACGUCCAGUUUAAAAACUACGACGGUUACGACAUCCGUCAAAGAGGAAGAUUUGCAGGGUUUUCGCUGUAUGUAUCAGACACUGAUGUAUCAUCUAUUGCUGAUAUAAAGGGUUCAACUCUCUGCUACAAGGAUGGACCUGAGUUACCUACCCUGAACUUUACAACAAUAUGUACAAAAUUCGGACGUUAUGUGUUAUUCUACAACGAACGGUUAAAGGAAGUUGAAUAUCCAGAUACAUAUCCACUCACCAAUGUCGUUACAGAGUUAUGUGAAGUUGCAGUACAAGGGUGCAUUAAUUUUGGUAUCUACGGCAGUAACUGUGACACUCCGUGUUCCUCAAACUGUAAAGAAAGCACAUGUCACAUACAGAGUGGAAAAUGUUUUAACUGUAAACCUGGAUGGACUGGAAUAUAUUGUACCACGAAAUGUAUAGAAGGAUGGCACGGUACAAAUUGUAGUAAACAGUGUGUAGGACAUUGUAGAGACGGAGCGUCCUGUAAUCACGAGACUGGUCAAUGUGAUAAAGGGUGUGCUGCUGGAUGGACAGGAUUACAAUGUACUGAAGACUGUAAGGACGGAAACUAUGGCUAUGAUUGUAUAAACAACUGUAGUGGUCACUGUCUGAACAACUCUCCAUGUAACAAACAGACUGGACACUGUGACGGGGGAUGUGACCCGGGAUAUACCAAUGUUUACUGUAACAAAGAGUGUACAUCCGGACAUUUUGGAUUGGAUUGCAGAGAGCUUUGUAGCGGUUACUGUACAAACAAUGAACCAUGUAACCAUGUCAAUGGAAUAUGCCAAAGUGGUUGUCAGGACGGGUAUAUGGAGUCCCAUUGUAAUAAAUCUUGCAAGACAGGAUAUUUUGGCAGAAAUUGUUCCCGGGUAUGUUCACCUAACUGUAAAGCUGACACAUGUCGGCACACGGACGGAUCGUGUACUUGUGUUGCAGGUUAUACGGAUUUUAAUUGUACCACAGAGUGUGUGUUGUCUUAUGGAGCAAACUGCCAGUCUCCAUGCAAUGCUUACUGCAUCAACCAGACAUGUGACAUAAUCAAUGGCAGUUGUACUUAUGGUUGUAUAGAGGGAAAACAAUGUGAUGAAGCUAAAAGCCAUCCCCAAACAGUUUCCUCGUCAGAGAAUAUAUCUGUAAUUGGAGCCAUGCUUGGCACAUGCGUGAUUGUGAUUAUCGGAAUUAUCGUAUCUUUUUUUGUGAUACGCCUAAGACGAAAAUCAACAGCGAUAGCAAAACGUCAAUCAUUUCUUUUGGAAACAAAGCCUUUACGUACUAAUAAUUCUAUGGUAGAACAGCCUAAGUUACCAAAUUGUAGAUCACAAGCUUUGUACCCAAAUGACGUCGUGGAGUCUACAUAUGCUUUGCCUGAAAAAACAAAAAGAGGUCCUCCAACUAAUAAGAACAUUUCUGUCAGGAAUAUGAAAGCACAAAUUACAAACAUGUCUUUAAAUGAGAACAAUGGGUUUAAAAGUGAAUAUCAUGACAUACCUCGUGGUGAGCUUCAUCCAUGCGUAGAGGGAAAGAAACCGGAAAAUAAAGUGAAAAAUAGAUACACAACUAUAUUCCCCUAUGAUCACUCACGUGUUAUACUAAAAACCGCUGCCAGCGAUCAAGGGGGAUACAUCAAUGCUAAUUACAUUGAAGAUACUAAAGAAAAACGGACAUACAUUGCCACCCAGGGCCCAAAACCAAAAACAAUAGCGGAUUUUUGGACCAUGAUUUGGCAAGAAGAAGUGUGCAAUAUUGUCUGCUUAACCAAUCUGACAGAGGGAACAAAGAACAAGUGUGCCCAGUACUGGCCAGAUAUUAACGACAAACUACAAGGCGGGACGUUGACUGUCAGACAUCUUGAGGAGAAAACCUACGCUGAGUACAUCAUCAGGCGAUUCAAGAUACACAACAAAUCGACCAGAACAGACCGUCACGUGACGAUGUUCCACUACACCACUUGGUCAGACCAUGGAGUGGCUGAUUCUCUAAGUUUGGUUGUGUUCCAUCGUCAGGUGAUUAGAGCAACCGCUAACUCUGCUGGGAAGUACGCAGUGGUACACUGCAGUGCAGGAGUUGGUAGGACCGGAACGUACAUUGCCUUAGACGCCCUCUACCGAGAAGGGGAGAGAACUGGUAAAAUCAACGUACCGAUGUACGUCAGAACAAUGAGAAAGGACAGAAUGAACAUGAUUCAGGGAGAUGACCAGUACAGGUUGGUAUAUCUAGCACUUAGAGACGCCUUCAGUGGUCGGUCCAAAUGUUUGAAAACAGAAAAGUUUCUGAGUUACUACCAAGAACAUUCCUGUUAUACCAAUUGUGGAGAUGUAGAGCAGAAGAAAUUAUAUUCUUCCGAUCUAGAGGAGUUACUGUCUCUGAGAAAGGAGUAUACACAGCAAGAUUACAUGUCUGGCCGGGCUCAAAUAUCGGCUAACUACUCAGAGAGCGUACUUCCUGUUGAAGAAUUCUUGUGUCAUCUGUCCUACAUAAAGGAUCAUAAUACAUACUACAACGCUGUUCUUCUCCAGUCUUUUCUUGAGAAAGACUCUCUUAUCAGCGCCCAGUACCCUCUACCAGACAACACCGAGGACUUUCUCAGACUGAUAAAGGACUUUGACGCACGUGUUGUCGUCUUCCUGUGUCCACUCAAGGACAUCGAAUCUACAUCCAAAUGGUAUCCAUCGGAAGGCCAAACAAAGUUUGAUGGAAUGUUCGACAUUAAGAACCUAUCCUCCACUAAGGCCUCAAACGUCACAAUUAACAGAUUAAAUAUACAGCCAACGGGGUUUAACCAAAUGGACAUAACUGUUUUGGAAUGCCCAAAAUGGAGAGAAAAACAGAAAACUUCUGAUAAAAGAAUUCUUUUGGAUGUAAUCAAGGCUGUCAAAACUGAAAAGACGAACGAAAAGGGACGGGUUCUAGUUCUGUCGAGUGACGGAGCUACACGCUGUGGUCCAUUCUUUGUUGUAUACAACGUGUUGGAACAGAUCUCCGUGGACAGAGAGGUGGACAUCUUUACAGCUGUACGUCAGAUCCAGAUACGGAGACCCGAGUGUGUCUCCACUGUGGAGGAAUACCAGCUUUGUCAUGACGCCGUGGCAGAGUAUCUCCUGAAUGACUGUGUAUAUGGAAAUUGUUGAAGAUACAUAAUGGAACACAAAACAAUUGAAACCUUUGAAAACUUUAGUUUUUACAAAAAUAUUUUCUUUUUUUGUACAAAUAUGAUCACUUUUUUUUUGGCUGAUAUAAAAAUGUUAUUGUCUUUUGCAUGUAUAUGUAAAUGUUUCGUUCCUAAAACUGUAGACUGCAUUUAUAUUGACUUUGUGGUUUUGUUUAUAAGAAAAGCAAUUUUUAUUUUACUUUAAAACUAAUUUCAAUUUCCUACUUUGAUACUGAGUUUAACUAUUGAUUUAACUAUGUGUAACUCACUAAUUGUUGAAGAUACAUAAUUGAACACUAAACAAUUGUAACCUUUGAAAACUUUAGUUUUUACAAAAACAUUUUCUUUUCUCUUAGUACAAAUAUGAUCAUUUUUUUUUGGCUGAUAUGAAAAUAUUAUUGUCUUUUGUAUGUAUAUGUAAAUGUUUCGAUCCGAAAACUGUAGUCUGCAUUUAUAUUGAUUUUGUGGUUUUGUUUAUAAGAAAAGCAAUUUAUUUUUUAACUUUUAAACCUAUUUCCAUUUCCUACAUUGAUAUUGAGUUUAACUAUUGAUUUAACUAUGUGUUACCCACUAACUAAACUAUUUGUAGUGUGUUUUUCCUGUUCUCGUGUUUUAAUUUGGACAUUAUUCAUGUUUAGAACUAAUUUCUAAUCUGGUUUUGUGUUAUGUAUAAUUAUAAAAUGUUAAAACGAACCUUGAAUCAUUGUUACUGUUUAUAAAACUGAUUAAUCCGAUUAAGUAGGUAUUAAAAAAAUACAAAAGAUAACCAAUUAAUUUUUCCAAUUAACUUUUAAAAUGUUCUGGUUCUUUUCGAAAACGGAAGUCUGUUAUCAACAUCUAGACUGUUGGCAUUUCAGAUUCAUUCAGCAGUACAUAAAUGUAAAAACCAAUCCUUAUCAUUGUAAACAAUUCACGAAACAUUUAAGUUAAACUUCCUUAUUUAAUAUAUUUGUACUUCUAAAUUUGUUAGUAAACUUGUCUGAUAUAUGUACAUGGAUAUACAAUGCUGUUUAGUAACAUCAUGGUUGCAAGGUUUAAUAUCCCUAUCAACAUUUAUCCAAAUUGAUGU
Molecule: messenger RNA, 4532 nt
Organism: Magallana angulata
Lineage: Eukaryota; Metazoa; Mollusca; Bivalvia; Ostreida; Ostreidae
Product: receptor-type tyrosine-protein phosphatase alpha-like
Exons: 27
Coding region: 48-3443 (1131 amino acids)
Biological process (GO): protein dephosphorylation
Molecular function (GO): protein tyrosine phosphatase activity
Source: RefSeq, a predicted model, not a curated record